AUGGCCGCCGUCGCUCUCAUCUUCUUCCCCAUGGUGCCGCCACCCUCCUCUGCUCCACCUCGGCUCGCCGCCCCGGAGCCCGUGAACCGCCUCGGCGCCCUCGCCGUCGACCGAGCCGCCGAGCCGCAGCAGAACCGCGGCCACGACGUCGCCCGCGCCUCAGCCACGCCCCUGCUCCGAGUCCUAGGCCGACGCGCGCACGUCGCCAUCAGCCGCGCCCUCGGUGCCACCCUCGCCGCGCCGAGCCCCGGCGACCGUGGCUGCGACCUCGCCCCGACGCGUCCCCGUCCUCGCCAUGGUCACCGCGUCAAGCUUCGCCCUCGCCGCGCCGAGCCCCGACCCCGCGACGUCGCCUACGGCCUCACCGAGCCCGGCGUCGAGCCUCGACGCGUCCACGUCCUCGCUGAGCCACGGCCUCGCCCGACAACGUCGAGCCCGCUGCCCGGAACAACGGCGCCCUCGCCCGCGACCCCGCCACCGAGCCGACCGCGCCGGUGUCGACAGCAAGCCCCGCGACGCCGUGCGCCCUCGCCCGCGACCCCGACACCAAGCCGCCGAGCAGCAGCGAACCGCGAGCACGACGUCAAGGCCCUGCGACCACACCAGCAGCGACCCCGGGUCCUCAUCGCCAAGCCCCUGCCGCGCCGAGCUCGUGGUCCAAGCCGGCACCUUGGGCACCGACCUCGCCCCGGCCACGCACCGAGACAGAGCCGCCCAGCACUGACGCUGCCGAAGCCCUCGAUGCCGAGCUUGCCGCGGUCACCACGCCCAUGGUGA
Messenger RNA from Sorghum bicolor (sorghum), 777 nucleotides. RefSeq names its product protein IQ-DOMAIN 14-like. The transcript has a single exon. The record is from RefSeq and is a predicted model, not a curated record. Lineage: Eukaryota; Viridiplantae; Streptophyta; Magnoliopsida; Poales; Poaceae. The coding region runs from base 1 to 777 and encodes 258 amino acids.